Molecule: messenger RNA, 3785 nt
Organism: Polyodon spathula (Mississippi paddlefish)
Lineage: Eukaryota; Metazoa; Chordata; Actinopteri; Acipenseriformes; Polyodontidae
Product: leucine-rich repeat-containing protein 20-like
Exons: 6
Coding region: 194-727 (177 amino acids)
Molecular function (GO): protein binding
Source: RefSeq, a predicted model, not a curated record
CGUGCAACACAGUUAACUGUGAUUGGUCUGACUACUAGGAAGCUGGUUGCUGCUGUUGUUCAAUGUGCAUCAAGUGAAAGCACAGGCUAGGACUCUGAAGAGAAGUAAGCGUGCUUAGUGAAAGACAAUUGAUUUGGUCCAGGCCAGGGAACAUUAAGGAAGCAUCUGGAACACAGAUUGCUCACAGAAGAGAAUGGGGGACGCUGUAGCUAAUGUUGCAAGGAGGAUCAAUGAAACUGUUGAAGAGGAGAAAGACACUCUUGAUUUGUCACAGAGCAAACUGAUUAACUUCCCGGAUGGAGUCUACAAAGUCCUGAGGAGUGUACAAGAGAAGAUACAUGUUAUUACUUUGGCUAAUAAUGAGAUUAAAUCAUUGACCAGCAAAUUCAUAACCAACUUCAGUCAACUAAGAGAGUUGAAUGUGGAAGGAAACAACCUGACCAAGCUUCCAGAUGUGAUUGGUACAAUGUUGCACUUAACAACAAUCAACCUAGCUCGGAAUAAAUUCACUGCCUUCCCCGAGAAGCUGACUGACAUUAAGACUCUGGAGAGGAUUAAUCUGAAGGGAAAUGAGAUUACCGAAGUGCCUAUGGAUAAGCUGGCAGCUAUGCCAUCUCUUCAGUGUCUCAAUAUGAAGUCAAAUCCAAUAAAGAAAGCAAAGUUGACCGCCUCCACACCUCCAAUUACAUUUGAGCUGCUGACAACUCCAGAAGACAAUGUUGUUUAAAUGAAUUAUAAUUACAGAGCAGUACAUUUAGUAAUUCAAUACUUUUGCUAAAAAAUAAAAAAAACUUUAUUUAUUUUAUUUUUUAUUAAUAAUGCCCAAGUGGGGUUUGUGUAAAUUCACAUCAAGUAAAUUUAUUAUACAAAAUGUAAUGCAUUUUAUUUUGUAAUGUGUAUAAAUGGAGACUUGGAGGUCCAGUGGUUAAAGGGGCUUGUUAUCAGUAGGUUUCUGAUUCAAUCUCAGCCUCAGACUCACUGUGUUUGACCCUGAGCAAGUCACUUAACCAUCUUGUGCUCCGUCCUUUGAAUGAGAUGUAAAACAGAUUCCCUUGGAUCUCAAGUGAACAGGCAGCCUACAGGACUUUGCACACAGUUAUAGUUUUUUUUUUCUUCAAAAUUAAACAAAUACCUAUCUCAUAAAUCACUGCUGUACUGUAAUGUAAUUAUUCCCCAUUUUCAAACCGUUUCAAAAGGAAGCAUGAAGCAUGAAGUAGGAAGCAAGCUUACCUCUUAUUCACACUGGUCAUAUCAUGACUAGUCCGCAUUUUCUUUUCUUGCAGAUCGUUUGGCUCUUUGCCUGCAAUAUGCACAUAUUCCAGUGGCAAUGGUGAUGAAAUGUUACUGCUGCUUUGUGGUACCUAAUCAUUCAUGUCAAGAGCUGUAGUUCACACUUAAUCCAAUGGUCAAGAGCUGCAUCAGGCCAUGUGACCUACAAGAUUCCAGAAUGCAGCAAUCUCUCUUUAUUUGUAUUUAAAGUAGUCUCAAAAAUAGUAUAUCAUAUUUAGUAUAGGCUGGCCAGAUUAAUUUUGAUGGGGACCAGGGCUAUUAACGUUUUGGGGGCCCCUCUUUGCAUAUUCAGUUCCUUCCCUUUACUGUUUUACCAUCCACACUCGAUUGACAUUAAUGUAAAUUUAUUUAGUCUUAGCUGAUCCAUGUCUGAGUUGAGUUAAUGUUAGCACCAGAGUUAGUUACUGGCAGUGUCAAAGAAAAAUCAUAAAGCGAUGUCUACAUUGGGGAAUGCAAACUGCAGGCUCUUUUGUCGUAAGGGGGAAGCAAGUUAUUUGGGGAUUUGUUGUACUCAUCUCUUACAAGCUCUCUAAAUUAAAGAUGUAUUUUCUGGAGUACUAUUACCGCUGCAUACAUCUGUGGGUAUUUUAUUAAAAUGGCUUGUCAUCUUUGGUGUUUUGUUUAACAUAUCUUUCUCACAAAGCCAUUUUAAUUGUUGUGCUUUCUGCAUUUUAGUGCAGCUCUCAUACUUUGUAGGUGCUUUGGCAGACGUUUUCACCGGUUCGAAACUCCGUCAAGUUUGUGCUGCUGAUAAAACUGGCACUUUACCUGGUCGCAGGUCAAAUCAUGUGAUCAGACAGUCGCUGCUCCAACUGAAUACGGCUUGGUAAAACAGCCCUAUUGUUCCGAUCCAUACAGUGACACACUAUUUAUUUAGUUUAUGUAUUGUAUUCUAAAUUAUAUAUAUUUUUGGGGCUCCUCAAAAUCCGAGGCCCCUGGCUACAACCACUAAAGCCCCUGCGUUAAUCUGGCCCAGAGUAUAGGUUAUGUUGGCACUGCAUUGCUGCUUUGAAAUGCAUUCUAAAACUAGGCUAGUGUAUACUGUUUUUACAGCAAAACCUUCUGGAAUAUACCAAUACUGGUACUGUGUUAUUUAGUUUUUUUCCCAGCCUUAGGAGGAUUCUGUAUUUUUUUUUAAAUUGUUAUUUCUUCUUAGCCAUGCUUACUUAAUGUUCCAGCAAAGUUGUAAGCAGAUACUGCAAAUAGGGUGACCACCCGUCCCUAACUGGACAGAACAGUCCCUAAAUGUAUAGAUCAAGUCCCGGUCCUGGACUAAAUGCCUCCGGAAUUUGUCCCGGAUUUCUAGACACGUUGCAAUCGUACAGUUUUGUGCCACAGUCAAACCAUAGCAUCUGUUUGAAGCAAAACCCGCCCCUGCCGCAUCAUUUUACAAUGCCUUGCACAGCCCCAGAGUGAUUGACACAUUGGAUCGAAGACGUAAAACUAUAUAAUCCCACUAUCAUGUGACUUUUUACAUGCACAUGUUCCCCAAGAGCCUGACACAGAUCUGAUUUGGCGACAGCAAACAAAAUACAAUUCGUAGAAAUAUUUUAAUUUCAUUCAGUGUUUCUUUGUUUAUGUGAACUGGCUGUCUAAAAGUUAAAUUGACAGUGACAGUGAUACGUUGGUAAAGGAAGUAAGGCCACAAAAAAAAAAAAAAAAAAUUCAGAGAGGAAUGGGUUAUAAGAGUCUUUUAUACAUUAUGUAGAAAAGCUUUUAGAAUUGGAUACUGAGGUGAAAACAUCGUUAAGAAGCAUUCAAAGUUGAUACUUAAUUUAGAAAUACUGUUAUUAAAUGUACAGAAAAUAUACAUAAAAAAAAUAUGUAACUAUACAACGCCCGACCCCCCCCCCCCCAUAAAAAAAUGACAGGUGUCCCGUUUUUUGCAUUUUGAAAAGAUGGUGUCCGCACCUUCUAAAGCGAAUCAUGCACAAUAUAAUGAGCUAUUAAACAGGUAAUAAUUUAAAAUGCAGAUGGUAUAAAAUAUAUCUUUUAUUAUGGAGGUAUUAAGAGAGUGCUAAUCAAUGCUUUAAAUCCAGUUUGUCUGUGCCCUUGAAAGUCUUCUCUGCCAAUUUGUAAGAUGUUUUUAAGAUAUACCAAUUUGCCAAUCUUUCAGAGUGCCUCAGUGGGAGUUUAAGUGUUCUCUACUUGCAGCAUUAUUACUAUUCAAAGGCCACUAAAAAUGUUCCAAAAAAAAUGUCAUGUGUUUGGACAGAUCUCCUUUGUGUUUGCUGCAAAAUGCAUGAGUGAGCUAUCUGUAUUGUACUAAUUAAUGAUGUAAACAUGUGUUCCUUUUAGAAAACUAGAAGCUGACAUUUAAAUAAUAUAGGUUGUCUCUUAAAUCAAAGUGUUUAUUUCUCUGUUGUCUGUUCUUCACUGACUUCCAAUGGAGUAUCGAUUUGAAAAGGUAUUUGUCAGUUCUGCACAUUUGUUAAAAAUAAAUAAAUAAAUAUGCGUGAAAACAGCAGCACAGUAAUCAUUACCUACUGUUUUUU